Nematostella vectensis (starlet sea anemone) is the source of this 4855-nucleotide messenger RNA. RefSeq names its product serine/arginine repetitive matrix protein 1. The record is from RefSeq and is a predicted model, not a curated record. Lineage: Eukaryota; Metazoa; Cnidaria; Anthozoa; Actiniaria; Edwardsiidae. The transcript is spliced from 21 exons. Bases 420 to 2726 code for a protein of 768 amino acids. Gene Ontology annotation, molecular function: signaling receptor binding.
AGCGGAAGUUAACGCUUCUACUGAUUUCACGGUUGUAUGCGGAAGUAGAGCAAAUUCAGAAGACACUUUGCACAAUGUAGAUUUUUAGAUAGUCAUUUUUGAUAGCGAUGGAACGGUUCAAGCACCGUUCAAGCCCGUUUAAGAGCUGCGGAUUGUGUUUUCUCAGACUGGUCACACAACGCCUGCACAAUGAUCAAGACAAUGGAAACAGGUGACGUCAAAUGACUAAAUAUGGAGAGUUGUAUAUAGCACCGUAGGAGUCAAAGAUUGACUCAGUUUAGACACGGUGUACGGUGUGUAAAAGCAAGCACAAAAUCGCGAUGAAGUUUGCCGGAAUUCAUUGCACAAAGAGAGGCCUGAGGAAAUAGCAAAGUACUGGAUGAUAUAUAUGUUGAUUACUGCUGAAGGUUUUGAAAAAGAUGUACAGUCACCAGUCUGCAGAAUCCGGGAUUGACACUGAUUAUGAAGCAAAAGAAAAGCCAUCAUUUAUCCAUGUAAUACCAGAUAAGAUAAGAUAUGAUAGUCAACAAAAGAUUGCACUUUUAUUUGACAAAAGCUUGCCAAACAAAGGGACCUUCCGUGUGGACUUUAGAGGAGAGAGGCGGAGUGCUAUGCAAGUGAGAGCACAAAAAGUCAACGCAUGUACUCUAGUGGUGGUCGCACCAGUUUACUUUCCAGCUGAAAAGGUCCAUAUCAUUGCCCGCCAUGAAAGCCACGAGGGGAUAAAAAGCCUGGGGCGGCGCCAAUUUGAGUUCCAGCCAAGAGACAGUAUUUUAGCUGAGCUGCUCAGCAAUGCAAAUUGCGCCGUGAGCUUCAUGUGCGAGUCCCUGGGCAUCUCUCCACUCGACAUUCAACACUUGGAUGAAGCACUCGCUGUGACAUUCAGGCGGAAUAUGCCGCGAGGUUUCAAUUUGAUUGGACUUCAUAAUAACAAUGUUGACGAAGAAGCGUCCAAGUCUAUGUACCCUACCCUCCUACAUUUCGCCGCAGCCUUCGGUCUCCAUCAACUCGCUACCGAGUGCCUUCUGGAAUGUCCUGGCGCCAAGGAAGCCUCGACGCUUCGGGACUGCCAUGGAAGGACGCCCGUAGAUAUCGCUAGGGAGGGAGAUUUUAACAGCCUGGCUGAGAACAUUCUGGUAUUUCAGGAACAGUGCUGUGGCAGCAUAUACGAGCAGAUGGAGAACCCGGAUGAAGAGGGUCCAGAGAGCGCCGGGUACAUCGACAUGCGCCCAGGGUACAUCAACAUACAGCUGUGGGGACCUGGUGGUACCUCAGCGGUGAACACCAUCGAGGGAGAGCCAAAGCAAGAACAGGAACUUUUUUAUGAGGACAUGAACAGAGAUCAACAAGACCAGUAUUAUGAAGACAUGCAAAUAGGCGCGGAAGAAGACGACCCCGGAUAUGUCCACACUGAGCCAAUCAGCGACGAGCACUCACACUACUACACACAUGCCGAAAGCAUUGUCCCACAGCCUGGGGAGGAAGUGUACGAGGAUAUGAGCGAGGAUAAGCCGCACUAUACGGAUGUGCCAGACUCGGGCGAGGGCGAGGUCUACGAGGAUCUGUCGGGACAGGAGGGGAUUCCAGAUGAGCCGCUGGAAGAGAUGCCAGGGGGCUAUCACUCAAGGCCUUCCUAUGCAAUCUAUGACACUCCUUCCAAUCUCCCUGCAGCGAACUAUCCGUCCUCUCGCUCCGCUAGCAUGUCCAUCAAGCGUCCGGCACGACCCGAGAGGAGUACAGCAGGUACCGGACAAUCAUCACCAUCUGCUGUCACCACCUGUAAGCGCCCACCGCCGCCAGUAGCGCCAAGAAACCCACCACAUCAGAUCCAUCGAACUGGCUCAAUGUCUUCAAGAGUCAGCAGCACCAGCACUGAGAGCUCCUCGUCCGCCGCCAGUUCCGUGACCGUGGCGAGUGAUACAGGCUACCAGGCCGACCAAGAACAGGACUUACUUAUGACUCGUGAACAACUGCUGGAAAGCAUGAAAGAGAUGAAAUCGCCACCAGAACCGUCGCCCCCACCUCUACCCCCCCAAGAUUACGAAGAGGAACGCUCCCUUCAAUCCAUUUCAUCACUUCAUAACAAACGUAAGGUUCGUCCCAGGCACGAGCGAUCAGCUACUGAGCCCGUGUGCAUGCAGGAUGUUCAACAAGCAGUACAGCGGUCUUACCCAACCUCUUCUGCAGGGACCGUGAAGUCAAGUCAAGGCUCGCUCAAGACCAGUCCCCGUCCGCCACCACCCCGGCGGGCAGCUAGCGAUCACCCAUCCAUUUCUUUAGGGAGCCUGCCUCGACGACGAAGCAGUUCCGGGGAGGAAAGUACCAUUAAUAGACGAAGCUACAUCGAUCGCCCCCCUGCUCCACCCCCCUUAGAAGAGAAGACGCCCUUGGACAAGCGCGCAUCAUUACCCCCUCCAGCAAGCGGCCGUCCCCCAGCCCCCAUUCCUUCAGGAACUAUGGGUAGCGCGGUACCGAAGAGCACUAUGGGUAGUGCGGCACCAGAAAGCAUUAUUGGUAAUACGGAACCGAAGAGCACCAUGGGUAAUAUGGGUCGCCGUGGCAGCCACGGGCAGGUCCCGACGCCAUUUCUUGCCGCAAUGACUUCGGCAAAUAUCGAUGACAACCCAAUCCCACCCCCAGUCCCACGGAGACUGGCAUCGUCGGCAGCCACUCGAUCCAGCCCUCCGCAACCUGCUGCUAGGCCUAGGCCCGCUCCUCGUCGAUAAAGAAAGCAGGGCAGAUGACGCAAGCUAUGGGCAUGGUUCCAAGUAUUACGUCAUUGAUGUUUGAUUUAAAGUUGGAACCAAUUUUGCACGCGAAUCAGCGGGCAUGUUUCUUGGAGACCAAAAAGUGUCCUCUUGCAAAUAUAAAAUCGCGAAGAGCAAUAUUCGUACAAACUGCGGACAAUUGCUGUUUUCAUACAACUGACGAAAAGCGAGAGCAGAUCGCUACAGUGGGUAAUUCUGCGAACCAAGUCCAAUAGUCCGCGACAUAAGUUGCCUAAAGCUGCAUAAAACUCGAGAACUACAGGUGAACAAGUGCGAAAAAACUAAAAGUAAAGUGCAACGAUAUAUUUUUAUAUGCCUACAGACAAGUGCAUGCAAAGGGCAAACAAGAUACGUACAAUAUUCGUGCGUUCCUUCUAAUAGCGUGUUCGCAAAACGCAAACAGAUGUACAGCCUUUUUAGACAAGCCUUAUUGUUUUUAUCAACAUGCAUAAGGUUGUAAUUAGAAAGUUAUCACAUAUAUUUUUAUAGUGUGUAAAGUAUCUAGGUUUUCUCGUGUUUUAGCGAGUAUUUCGCGUUCUAUAGGGCAUUCGAUGUUAUAGCGAAUAUUUCAAAUAUUUCGUGUUUUAGGGAGUAUUUAGUGUUUGAGAACACUGCGUUGUAGCUGAUUCAUAUAUUAGCUAGUUGGGACUUUUAUAUUGGGAGAGACAAUACACUCCAGAUAGACAUGUGACUCUCAAAUAAAACCAAACAAUUCCAAAGAGGUUCAAUCAGUAUUUACCAAUGCGAGGGUUUUUUUUUCUCUAUAAAAUAUUUAGUGUUGUGCGAACAACUGAAGGCAGCGUCUACCUCGCCAGGUAUUUUAGCGAGUUUAUUCUAAUUUAUCCUAGAUUUUCUAAAUCGCCAGGUAUUUUAGCGAGUUUAUUCUAAUUUAUCCUAGAUUUACUAAUAGUCCAGCAAAGCACCGAUGACGUCAGCAUGCUAGGGGCGGGGCCAUAACCUCGCAAGAACAAGCGAUUUGAUUGGUUGAGAAACUUGGGAUAAAAUGCAAUAUACAACUCCUAGGGGGUGAACAUUUUCCUGCGCCCAGAAAUCAAGAAAAAUGGCGGAUGUAACAGCCAAUUUCUAAGUGUUUCCGAGAGGAAAAUUGCUCUUAAGCUCGUUUUAUGUACUAAAACAAUUAUACCAUUUCUAUUUUGGCGAAUAGUGGCUUUAAAUAUAUAUCUACUUCUAGCCGUCGUCUCUCGGUAGAUAUUUCGCCACUAUCCACCUCAAUGAAAAUGGUAAUUGUUAAAUAUUCCAUGGUCUUCCUGAUAUGUUUAUAUUUGAAGGAAGGUGGUCUGGUGCGACGCAACCUUGACAGUUUUUUUAGAGUUGGCCAAUGUAAAUAACACACUAUUGAUUGACAAAUUACCAGCCGAUCAGCGUGGCAGGAAAAUGCUUUACUGAGCUUAAGAACCGAAGAAAGUCUUAUAGCCUCAUGUUUGUGUCGAUGUGAUUCCUCGCGUACUGAUUGGCCAUUCUUUUAAAGCUUUGACAUUAGUCAUAAUAACGCGCGUCUUCUUGUUUUAAUGUGACGUCAUAAACAAAUUCGUUCACCUGUCACGGGGGUAGAUUUCCAUUGACCAUUCUCUUGCAUACCUCUUGUUUGCUUGGUUCAGUUUGCCCCUUGUGAUGGUUGCAUAUCAUCAAAUAGGGGCAAAUGGAAACUCCCUAUUCUACGUCCGUGCGACGCGCGCAACCGUGGCCACCACUACAAAGAUUUGAUGCGCUAGCCAAUAAGCAUGCCAGAAUCUUUUCUGAACCUAACUUCAUAGCUAAGAGGAUUUUAAUAUCCACUGAGGUAUUUAUUUGCCUAUCUGGUUUGCUAGUGGAUCUGAGUUAUGUUUCUCGCACACUUGUUAGCUUUACCAAAACUGUCAAGGUGGCCACGGCAGCUCGCGUCGCCCUGUAAAUGGUACUUUUCAUCAAAUGAUUGGUAUGCCAUAUAAAAUAUUUCGUAUUGUAUCUUUAGUGUUCGAAAUGUUACUCUAGGUAGCCCAUUACCAAAUUUUGCCAAAAAUAGAUGUGUAUCUUAAAUUAUUAUUUUACCCAUUAUGAUUUUUUAAUAAAUGAUGUUGAUCAGCCAA